AUGAUUUUUGCCAUUGAUGAGAUUAACCAAAAUUCCAAUAUUCUUCCAAAUAUAACACUGGGAUUUAAAAUAUUUGACCCAUGCUAUUCAGCUUCUCGAGCACUUCAGGGAACUAUAUGGAUGUUAGGAAAAGUGAAGUCUGUCCCAAACUACAACUGUAAAUUUCAAGAAAGGUUAUCCGCAAUCAUUGGUGCAUUUCUUUCAACAUCCUCCCUUCCUGUGGCUAGACUUCUUGGGCUUUACCAUCACCCACAGAUCAGUCAUGCUUCAUCAAUUUCAUUGUUCAGCAAUAAGCUCAUGUUUCCAUCAUUUCUAAGGAAUGUUCCUAAUGACAACUUCCAAUCUACUGCUUUAGCCCAAUUACUGAUACAUUUUGGCUGGACCUGGGUAGGAAUUGUAGCUUCAGACAAUGACUUUGGUCAGCUGGGUAGUCAGAACCUAAAAAGAGAGAUAACUCAAACAGAGAGCUGUAUCGAAUUCCUUGAAGUAAUUCCAACUCAGAACUCCAGACCCAGUAUAUUAAAAAUAGCUGCAAUGCUCAAGAAAUCAACAGCAAAUGCUAUUAUUUUAUAUACUACUAUUGAAAACUUGAUGCCGUUAAUGGAAGAGGUCUUUGUACAUAAUAUCAGUGGGAAGGUCUGGAUAAGUAUCACCUCCUGGUCUGUUUCAUCAGACAUUUCCAAGAAGGAAUUUCUACAGUUAUUUGAAGGUAGCAUUGGGUUUGCUCUCCACAGCGGUGAAAUUCCUGGAUUUAAACAGUUCCUUUAUAGCAUCCACCCUUCAUUAUCACCUGAUGACAUUUUCAUUAAAACGUUCUGGGAGCAAGCUUUUGGUUGCAAAUGGCAAGAUAAUGAAACAAGUCAAACUUCAAAACUGAGUGAAGAAAAGAAGGGAAUACACUGUACAGGGGAAGAAAAAUUAGAAGACCUGGCUGUCUCUAUAUAUGAUGUAUACAAUUUCAGAUUUACAUUAAGUACUUACAAGUCAGUGUAUGCCACAGCUCAAGCACUGCAUGAUAUGUUCACUUGUAAGCCUGGGUCUGGACCAUUUUACAACAGAUCAUGUGCAAAUUAUUCUGAUAAUAUCCAGCCAUGGCAGCUGCUGCAUUACAUACGAAAUGUAUAUUUUAAAACUGAUGCAGGAGAAGAAGUGUUCUUUGAUAAAAAUGGGGACCCUCCAACACUCUAUGAUAUACUGAACUGGCAACUUUAUCCAAAUGGCAGUGGUAGAUAUGUUAAAGUAGGAUAUUUUGAUAACCUUGCUAAGGGUGGCAAGAAAAUCAUCAUCAACGACACAGCCAUCUUGUGGAGUAAAAGUCAUAAUCAGGUUCCACGAUCUGUAUGCAGUGAAAGCUGCCCCCCUGGAUACAGAAACGUAGUGCGACAGGGACAGCCUAACUGCUGCUUCUACUGUAGUCUUUGCUCUAAAGGGGAGAUUGCCAACCAGAGUGAUAUGGCAUUUUGCAUUAGAUGCCCUGAUGAUCAAUGGUCCAGUGACACUCGAGAAAGAUGCUUUCCCAAGACCAUAGAAUUCCUCACUUAUGAAGAAUCUUUAGGGGUUACUCUGACUUCAGCUGCCUUUGUCUGCACCUUCAUAACAGCCUGUAUACUCUGUAUCUUUUUCAGGUUUCGUGAGACUCCAAUCGUCAAAGCCAACAACCGCGAUCUUAGUUUCCUGCUCCUUGUAUCCCUAAUGUUGUGUACAAUGUUUUGCUUAAUGUUUAUUGGUCAGCCUACAAAGAUAAACUGCAUGUUACGACAGACUUCAUUUGGCAUUAUUUUUUCCACAAGUAUUUCCUGCAUCCUUGCUAAGACAAUCACAGUGGUCAUUGCCUUCAAUGCUACAAAGCCCAACAGCAAAUUAAAAAAGUGGGUUGGAUCAAAAUUACCCAAUUCAAUAGUAGCUUCUUGCUGCUUAAUUCAAGUUAUUAUGUUCGCAGUCUGGCUUACUGCAUUUCCACCAUUUCCUGAACAAGAUCUAAAAUCAAAAGAUGAGAACAUAGUAAUUCAGUGCAAUGAAGGUUCAAAUAUUGCCUUUUGGUGCAUGCUAGGAUAUAUGGGUUUUCUAGCUAGUAUUAGUUUUGUAGUUGCAUUCCUGGCAAGAAAGCUGCCUGACACUUUCAAUGAGGCUAAGUUCAUCACUUUCAGUAUGUUGGUCUGUAUUAGCGUUUGGAUGUCAUUUGUUCCUGCAUACCUUAGUACUAAAGGAAAAUAUAUGGUUGCAGUAGAAAUAUUUGCAAUAAUUUCAUCCACAUUUGGUCUGCUUGGUUGUAUAUUUUUUCCUAAAUGUUAUAUUAUCAUUACGAAGCCCCAUAUGAAUACUAGGGACUACUUAUUAGGAAGAAGAAUGUAA
Protopterus annectens (West African lungfish) is the source of this 2352-nucleotide messenger RNA. Its product is annotated as extracellular calcium-sensing receptor-like. Gene Ontology annotation, molecular function: G protein-coupled receptor activity. The coding region runs from base 1 to 2352 and encodes 783 amino acids. The transcript has 5 exons. Lineage: Eukaryota; Metazoa; Chordata; Ceratodontiformes; Protopteridae. The record is from RefSeq and is a predicted model, not a curated record. Gene Ontology annotation, biological process: G protein-coupled receptor signaling pathway. Gene Ontology annotation, cellular component: membrane.